Peronospora matthiolae is the source of this 2175-nucleotide messenger RNA. The record is from the annotation of a GenBank genome assembly. Lineage: Eukaryota; Oomycota; Peronosporomycetes; Peronosporales; Peronosporaceae.
AUGGGAGACCACCAUGAGCAGGAUCCGGAGCUGUGUACCCAGCAGCAGGAGGCCCACGAGCACGCCCACGCGAACGGCAACGAGACCAAGAAGGCUAAAAAAGGCUCUGGAAAGAGACUGAAUGACCGCGAGCGCGUGGAUAUCAUCCAAAUGGCCGAGAAUAGCAAAAUCUCCAAGCGUCAACUGGCCGAUAAGUUCGGCGUGAGCGAGGCGGCUAUUCGCAAGCUGCUGCUGAAGAAAGACGACUUCUUGCGACGUUACUAUGACACUCCCGAGGACAUUCGUGAUCAGCGGCUGCGUGGCAAGAGCACGCGCGUUCCAGCGAACACCUCGGACAGCUGCGAAGGUGCUGGUGGAUCCAUACAACGCUCAGGUGAAUCGACGCCGGUUAGUCAAUCGCCAUCUACUAUGCACGCUUCUAGUAUGGGUGUGUACCCACCUGACGAUCCAUGGAAGUAUGGGCUGCAUGCGAUGUUGACCAAGGUCACGCCGUUUUUAAAGAACUUUACCCAGAGCAGAAGAGAGCCGCACACGGCGUUGGAAGCGUCGAUUACUGCUACGGAUCAGGAUGUCAAGGCUUCAUCAGUGACGGCGGAAGAAGUGGCAAGUGUGGAGAAAAUGGACUGGAUUAGCUUUUCGCGCAUGCUGCGCGAUAUCCGACGCGCGCUCCAUCGAUAUCCCGAGACGGGAUAUCAGGAAGUACGCACACAGGCUUUUAUCAGGGGAUUCUGUGAAAAGGCGCUGCAGAUUCCGACUAAAAACAUCCGAGAGAUGGCGUCUACAGGACUUGUGGUGGACGUGUGCUACGAAAACGCGACCGUUUCGGCAUCGGAACCUCGAAAGCUGCCUGUCAUAGCCUUCCGUGCAGAUAUAGACGCGCUCCCAAUUGAAGAACUGAACGACCACUUGCCGUACUGUUCUACCCAAAAACAAGGCCAGAAGGAGUUUCGAAAACGUAAAAAGCGAAAGAUACCCACAACGCAGCCUUUGUCGCCGAAGAAAGAGACAGCGCUAAUUGAAACGGCUGAGCGUGUCCCGUCCGACAGCAACGAUGUUGCGCCAGACGGGACUUGCGAGAUAAGUCACGAUGUUGAAUCGAACGAUCCGACAGUAGGUCUAUUACCGGCUUCAUCGACUAUUACCACCACGACGAUCGGUGCUCCUCCUGUGCAUAGUGCUGCUGCGGAUGAUGAAGAAGAAUUUGUAACCUCUACAGCUGCGGCGCAUAUGUGUGGCCAUGACGGUCACAUGGCGAUGGUGCUUGGGCUUUGUGCAAUGGUAGUGCGGAGCGCACAUUUACUGCCGCGUGACACUUUCGUGCGUUUCGUGUUCCAGCCUGCUGAGGAAGGUCCUGGUGGGGCACAGAAGAUGAUUGAAGAGGGUGCACUGACCGACGUAGAUGAGAUUUAUGGGCUGCACAACGCACCGUUUCCGCUUUAUAGUAUCCACGUCCGACCUGGAGCUGUUAUGGCGCACGAAGUCGAAUUUUCGAUCGACAUUUAUGGCGUCGGAGGACAUGGAUCUGCGCCUCAACAAUGCGUGGAUCCGAUCCUUGCAGGUUCAGCUGUAGUGCAAGCUCUUCAGUCCGUUGUAAGUCGGUCAUUGUCUCCGAUGGAUACUGUGGUCGUAUCUGUUACCCAAUUCCGUGGUGGUGAUACGAACAACGUGAUUCCAUCUCGCGCGUAUCUUGCUGGGACUAUUCGCGACUUCGAUCUCGAAAUCGCUGAGAAAAUCAAGAACCGCGUGGCCAAGUUAGUCCAUUCAACGUGUGCUGCUUACGGUGCCACCGCAAGAGUGCACUUCCUCGAUGGCUACGCUCCUGUGAUCAACCCGCAAGUUGAAACGCGCCAAGUUCAGCAGAUCGCCAUGGACAUGGGGAUGUUUGUAAGCGAGGAGGGGUUGCCGCUCAUGGCUGCUGAAGACUUUUCGUACUUCUUGCAGGAGCGUAAAGGCUGCUACUUUUUCCUCGGUACGAAAGAAGACGGAGACUCGGAUAAGAUGCGCGCGUUGCACUCGAACCACUUCGACUUUAAUGACAAGGCGCUUCCGCUCGGCAUCCGGCUGUUCAUGGGUAUUCUCCAGUCCCGUUUCAAGUGUGAGCUGUACAGUAUUGAGGAAAUGCAGGCGUUCCAAGUCGCCAUGGAGCGCAUUAUGAUCAAUGUCACGAUGGUGUAG